This is a messenger RNA of Phialemonium atrogriseum, 1030 nucleotides long. Its product is annotated as ribosomal protein L13 domain-containing protein. The record is from RefSeq and is a predicted model, not a curated record. Lineage: Eukaryota; Fungi; Ascomycota; Sordariomycetes; Cephalothecales; Cephalothecaceae. Gene Ontology annotation, biological process: translation; negative regulation of translation. Gene Ontology annotation, cellular component: cytosolic large ribosomal subunit; ribosome. Gene Ontology annotation, molecular function: structural constituent of ribosome; mRNA binding. The coding region runs from base 228 to 836 and encodes 202 amino acids. The transcript is spliced from 5 exons.
GGCUUCGGGCACACCUCUACCAUCUCUUUUGUGGAUUGAUAAUUAUUUUCCAACCUCAAGUGAACUUGAUAUCAUCACAACGCCACGAGGGCAACAUAGGUAAGCUCGGAUUACAGACUUCGUCGCGCAUCAUCGUCGAAGUUUGUUUGCUGAGCAGUCGCCAGACAUCUUUUCCCCUUCUUCAGUUCCCUUCUUUUCUCCCACAUUUGUGGUGGUGACGGGCAAAGAUGUCGACCUUCGAGCCGGUUGUCGUCAUUGAUGGCAAGGGCCACCUUCUUGGUCGCCUUGCCAGCAUCGUCGCUAAGCAACUCCUGAGCGGCCAGAAGAUCGUCGUUGUCCGCUGCGAGGCCCUCAACAUCUCCGGCGAAUUCUUCCGUGCGAAGCUGAAGUACCAUGCCUACCUCCGGAAGAUGACCCGAUACAACCCGACACGAGGUGGUCCUUUCCACUUCCGCGCUCCGUCCCGCAUCUUCUACAAGGCGGUUCGAGGCAUGAUCCCCCACAAGACCGCCCGCGGUGCGGCUGCUCUCGAGAGACUUAAGGUCUUCGAGGGUGUUCCUCCCCCGUACGACAACAAGAAGAAGAUGGUCGUCCCCCAGGCUCUCCGAGUCCUGAGACUCCAGCCGGGCCGCAAGUACUGCACCGUUGGACGGUUGAGCCACGAGGUUGGCUGGAAGUACCAGGACGUGGUCGUGAGACUCGAGGAGCGAAGAAAGGCGAAGGGCGCUGCCUACUACGAGCGCAAGAAGUUGGCUCAGCGCCAGCUGUCGGAGGCGAAGAAGAGCGCGAAGGUCGACAAGAAGACGCAGCAGGCCCUCGAGGCCUAUGGCUACUAAAUGUAGCUAUCGGCGACCCUUUUCUGUCGUUUGUGCGUUUUCUCUCUAGAUUGGCGUGGUGGUUUCAGGGCAUCAUCAACUUCAUUUGCGUUGGAAUGGGGAUGGGCAAUGGCUAUUUAUCACAUUGUGUGUCCCUCGGCAGGGACCCUAAAAUAAACACAGACACCCAAUGGAGAUGAGCUUGCAUGGCAUGA